Molecule: messenger RNA, 1641 nt
Organism: Chrysemys picta bellii (western painted turtle)
Lineage: Eukaryota; Metazoa; Chordata; Testudines; Emydidae
Source: RefSeq, a predicted model, not a curated record
AUGACUCCAUGUGCUAAACUGUUGUCAGGAAUUGUCAAUAAUAAGGAUGGCAAACCAGAUCCUAGUGUUCUUGCAGUAUUCCAUGAUUAUAUCAAGCUAAUGCCUUUGGUUGCAGAAGCAAAUCAGAUGAGUGAGGAGUUGAAAAAGGAGCUCAGGUUGGAAUUGAAAGUGAAAAAUCUAGCAUCAUCUGACUCCAGAGGUUAUGAUCUGCAAAAGGAAGUAAUAGUAAAAGUGACUAACAAAAUGACUAACCAGAAGCCGACAGAGAGCUCUGAGACCGGUUAUUUAGCUAGACUGGAACUUGUGGCUGCGUUUGCAAGUGCUAAUAUAGCACUGGAAAAACUUGAUCUCCCAAAGCUGUAUGAGUUCAUUCAACAGAAUGCUGAAGAUGUACAGAUAGGAAAACUAACAGUGCCCACCGACUGCAUCUAUUUGGAUGCUGUUGACACUACAGUUUCUCAAGCGGUGUGGGUGUGGUCUAAGGCCAAGUUCAUCAACAGGAAAUUCCUAAUGGAGGAGAUUUACCAGCAUUUUUUAGAUGGAGAGGAUGUGUAUGUGGGCCAAGACCAUGACCCAUUCUGGGAUCCUGUUGAGGUCAUUCAUUUAGGAUCUGCUCACAUUUGGCUUCAGUCACUUGCUUACUGCAUGAAGCUGGAAGAACAAACAGAAGUUCUGAACUCUGAAGGAAUGGAGGAAGCUAUUCUACUUAUAAAUAUAGCUCCGUGUUCCCGUGAUGGAAGAGCCUUUGGAGAGGAUGAUAUGGUCAUUGACCCUUUGGAAUUGCUGGGAAGAAGAAUUGAUUUCCAGAUUCACAUCUUACAGUGCCUUGGAGUCAAAUGGCUUAGAGAAGUCACCGAACGGGGCAUUCAGAUAGGGUACAGAGUUUAUGAUCUUCCACACUCUCUAUACACAAAACCUGUCUGGAAAAACAUGAAUGCUAAGAUUGAAGAGACAGUCCACUUCUCAGCCCUAAAUGCAUCCCACGAAUUUUUAAAUUAUUUACAAAAAAAUGCUUUAAUUGUUGACUUGUGGGGGCUUCAAGAGGGGUGCGCUGAAUUGGACUACUCCCUACAAGACAUGGUCACAAAUGAGGGCGCCAUUAUAGUUGAUAAUCCAAAAACUGUGAUUGCAAAGGAUAUUGGUCUGAGCACAACUAAUCAGAUAUCUGAUCUUUACCUGAAGCUGCUGAAGUUGGAAGAGGAGACUGAGCUUCUCCGAGAUAUUAACAGAGCUUUAAGGGAAGAAAAUGUAUUUCUUAAAGAUAAACUGAAGAAAUGGGAGCCAGGACACCAUGAAAGUAAGAAAUUAAGGUCCCCUAAUAAAAGGGCAAUUAAGAUGAUCAAACAGCCUCUCUCAUCAAAGGAAGCUGACCAGAUGUGCAACCAUCGGACCAGCUAUGAUGCUGAUUUUGCUAAAGCUCUUAAGGUCUUCUACCAAAACAUGAACAUAGUGAGAGGGCAAUUCCUGAAGCUGAAGCACAGCAAACCCCCCGAAGAAGAUAACCUACAAAUGCUACAUCUUUUUACAGAGAGACAGUCACAUAUGUUAAAGGAUUUUGGGGAGCAGCUUGAAUCUAGCAUAUGCAGAUUGAAAAAUGAUGUUGCCCUUAUAGUUAAAAAGAAGAGAGAAAGCAUGGCUUAA